Molecule: messenger RNA, 439 nt
Organism: Nannochloropsis gaditana CCMP526
Product: atp-dependent rna
Exons: 3
Coding region: 68-439 (123 amino acids)
Biological process (GO): maturation of SSU-rRNA from tricistronic rRNA transcript (SSU-rRNA, 5.8S rRNA, LSU-rRNA)
Cellular component (GO): intracellular anatomical structure; nucleolus
Molecular function (GO): RNA binding
Source: RefSeq, a predicted model, not a curated record
CGGGGAGGGAGGAGUGGAGGAGGCGGUGGACGCAGAACCGCCCGUGCAUGUCCUUCCCCUCUACGCGAUGCUCCCACCCAAAGCCCAAGCAGCGGUGUUCCUACCCCCUCCCUCCCCGCGCCACCGCCGCAUCGUGGUCGCCACCAAUGUGGCAGAGACCUCCCUGACUCUUCCGGGUAUCCUGUACGUGGUGGACUGCGGGAGGGUCAAGACCCGGACCUUCGAUCACGCCUCGGGCGUUUCUCGUUACGAAGUGCAAUGGAUCUCACAGGCUUCGGCAGACCAGCGGGCAGGUCGUGCAGGGCGCACUGGGCCUGGCCACUGUUACCGGCUUUAUUCCUCGGCGGUUUUUUCUCAACGGCUCAGCCAUUUCACGGCCCCCGAGAUUUUGAACUUGCCGUUAGAAGACGUUUUCUUGCAGCCUUGGGCGUGCCCUUGA